UUUAAAGCGGACUUCCUCGUGGCAAUUUUGGAUCUGCCGCGCUGCUUUUUCCUUUUGGCUUCCGCGCAGCACGGCAGCCGUUCGACGAGUUGAUCCAAGAGAUGCUGCGACGGCGUGCAGCACAGAGUCUGUUGAUAGGCGCAGGAGUGCUAGGCCUCGCUCGGCCCAUCUAUGGCUCGCCUGUGCCUGCCCCGACGCCUGCACCCGCGCCGCUGUCACCUGAACAGCUUCACGCCCUGCACCGGCGAGGCGGAGUGGCAGCAGGAGAUCCAGACAAGAACCCGACCGAGACGAGCUAUGCCACCUCGCCGCCAAAGAGUACUUAUGGAGGUCCUACCGUAGCAGGAUCAGAGGGAGGUUUCAUUGGCCUCGUCGCAGGCUUGGCAGCACUCGUUCUGCUCAGUGCAGGCAUCGCUUGGUUCUUCAUCCGUCGACGAAGGCGGGCGCAAGGCAGAUCCAACCUCGUGCCCGCUUCUCUCCGCGACUUACCCUUUGUACCCGGGGGCAAAGCUCAGAGCCGACGCGGUAACAAGGCGGCUGGCAAGCACGAGGAGCUCGGCAGCGACGACGAGGACGACACCUUCGAGAUGGGCAACCAACGCGGUCAUCAGGCUCAUCUCAAACGCGCAGCAGCCAACAAUCCAUCCGAGCUAGACCUUCAAGGCGGCGCAAACGGCCAUGCCGGUGCUGGUCGACGCGAAGACGAUCCCUGGGCGAGCUCUGUGAGCCUGAGCCUUGGCACCGCGGGCUACGAAGACGACGAGAAAGAUGCUCGGUUCGGUCGUGCCGGCUACGGUGAAAGCGUCGAAUCCGUCGACUUUGCUCAUCGUCAGUCGCUCGAAGGCGGUCAUGUAUACAAUCAAGUCCAGUCUGAUGAUGGGAGUCGCACGCCCAUCUCGAGUGCGCCAAAAGCAUCGUCAAACAUUACUUCAUAAUUCGUCAGCUGUUGUACAACA
Messenger RNA from Mixia osmundae IAM 14324, 956 nucleotides. RefSeq lists its product as uncharacterized. The record is from RefSeq and is a predicted model, not a curated record. The coding region runs from base 102 to 935 and encodes 277 amino acids. NCBI's taxonomy places the organism in Eukaryota, Fungi, Basidiomycota, Mixiomycetes, Mixiales, Mixiaceae. The transcript has 3 exons.